AUGAAACUCGCCGCUGUAGCGUCCCUAGUCCCUUCAGCGCUGGCGUGCUUGGGGUACGAAGGAGGUCUGCCGACUCCUACCUCGACCAAGACCAACAGCGCAGUCAUCGUUGUGGCAGCGGGGCAGACAUUCGAUGGCGGCUGGGCCAAGUAUGAUCGUGGCUCUGGCGCUUGCAAUGAUCAGGCCGAGGGUGGCGACUCAGAUGCUGUCUUCCUUCUGAAGGCUGGGGCCACGCUCAAGAACGUGAUCAUCGGCAAGAACCAAGCCGAGGGUGUGCACUGCGAUGGACCUUGCACGCUGGAGUUCGUCUGGUUUGAGGACGUCUGCGAGGAUGCCAUCUCCGUCAAAAACGACAAGGCUGGGGACCAAACCUGGAUCAUUGGCGGUGGCGCGUAUAAAGCUGGAGACAAGGUCGUGCAGCACAAUGGCUGCGGAACUGUCAACAUCAUCAAUUUCUAUGCCAAUGACUACGGCAAGCUCUACCGCUCCUGCGGCAACUGCAGCAAGCAGUGCAAGCGCAACGUCUAUGUCGAGGGAACCACGGCACGCAACGGCGGAGAGGUCGUGGGCAUCAACUCCAACUACGGCGACACGGCGACGUUGAAGAAUGUCUGCGCCGAUACCGCGCACCCGUGCCAGAUGUACACUGGCAACAGCAACGGAGGCGAGCCCAAGAAGGCAGGCUACUGUUCCGGUUAA
Neoarthrinium moseri is the source of this 699-nucleotide messenger RNA. RefSeq lists its product as uncharacterized. Lineage: Eukaryota; Fungi; Ascomycota; Sordariomycetes; Amphisphaeriales; Apiosporaceae. The transcript has 5 exons. The record is from RefSeq and is a predicted model, not a curated record. Bases 1 to 699 code for a protein of 232 amino acids. Gene Ontology annotation, biological process: pectin catabolic process. Gene Ontology annotation, cellular component: extracellular region. Gene Ontology annotation, molecular function: pectate lyase activity.